UACACUAAUAUCUUUGAUAUAAAUCUUUUGUUUGUUUUGCCGGUAGGCACGGAGUGUUUGAUUAGCAGGUGAGAAAGUUGAAGGAAUAUAGAGUCAUGUCAUUGAAGUCGAAAGUGGUUAUUAUUACAGGAGCUAGCUCCGGCAUUGGAGCUGGUGUUGCUAUUAGACUGGCAAAAUUGGGUUGCCGCCUCGUUCUUUGUGGUCGUAACGAGACUAAUUUGAAGAAAACAGCAACGCAGUGUACCGAAGCUGGUCUGCCUCAAGACGAGGUGUUAUGUGUGGUGGGAGAUGUGACCAGUGUGGAUGACUGUAAGCGCAUAAUAGAUGAAACUAUUGGCCACUUUGGACAGUUGGAUGUACUGGUGAAUAAUGCUGGACAGUUAACCCCAGGAUCAAUAUACAACAUGACUUUAGAGCAGUAUGAUAACACCAUGAAUGUGAAUGUACGAUCAGUUAUCGUGCUUACUCAGCUAGCAGUUCCUCAUCUUGAGAAAACAAAAGGCACUAUCAUCAAUGUUUCCAGCAUAGCUGGUAUCAGAUCUUUUCCAGGUAUCUUGGCAUAUGCAAUGUCCAAAGCAGCUUUGGACCAGUUUACACAUUGCCUUGCACUAGAGCUUGCUGAUCGUGGAAUCAGAGUGAACGCUGUGAACCCAGGUGUUAUUGUUACUGAGGUGCACAAACGUGGUGGCAUGUCUGAUGCAGAUUAUGAAAAGUUCCUUGAGAAGUGUAAGACAACGCAUGCUCUGGGGAGACCUGGGAAUGUCGAGGAAGUUGCUGGUACUAUCGCUUUCCUGGCUUCAGAUGAUGCGUCUUUCAUCACUGGUGUCACCCUUCCAGUUGAUGGAGGAAGAGGAUGCAUGUGCCCUCGAUAAAUAUGGUACACCAUAAACUUACUCAGAAAAUAGUUCUCUGAACUAUUGUAAUUUCUAACAAUAUAUUUUUGUAGACUGAUGUGAUAUAUUUUUCAAAAUAUGAGAAAUUCCUUGUUAUGAAAGUAUUUGUAAUCAGUAUUUUUUUUAAAACAUUGUUUAUUGUGUUGAGGAAAACUGCUUCCUGUGAUACGAUAUA
Molecule: messenger RNA, 1068 nt
Organism: Schistocerca cancellata (South American locust)
Lineage: Eukaryota; Metazoa; Arthropoda; Insecta; Orthoptera; Acrididae
Product: 3-oxoacyl-[acyl-carrier-protein] reductase FabG-like
Exons: 6
Coding region: 96-872 (258 amino acids)
Molecular function (GO): oxidoreductase activity
Source: RefSeq, a predicted model, not a curated record